AUGCCGAAACUAAAAAUCCCCAAAGCGGAAUUCAGUGACGAAAAGCCGGACUUAAGCGUUAAAGUAAAGCAAAAGCGUAAAAAUGCGCACCAGGUGCGUAAGUAUUUUCAGUCCGCUGGCCCAACCAAGCAAAAGUGCAACUUCUGCGGCUGGGAAACGCGUGAAAAUGCCACACGAAUGGUGCAGCAUAUCGUGCAGCGGUGUAACGAUGCGACGUCGGAAGCCCGAGACGAGAUAUCGGCAUCGGUGGUGGAUGCCGAAGAACGGCUUAUGCAGUCCUUCUUUACGUCGCAUAACAAAAAGGUUGUGCACGACUUUUUCAAAUCGGUGGACAACGAUCGGAAGCGUCAGUGUGUGUUCUGCAAAUGGACCACGAUCUUGAACCUGACACGGAUGCGUUAUCACAUCCUGCAGAUGUGUCACUAUGUGCCGCCCACGGUCAGGCAAAGCUUCCUGAAGCAGGAACACUCGGAUGAUUCUCAGUAUGAUACGUACUGCAUCGUUAAUGUGGAUGAUGGUGAUCGUAAGGGGCUGCAGGUGGUGUCCAGCAGUUCGUUAGAGCAUGCUGAUGCGGCAGUAGUUCAGGAGGUGGUGAUCAACUCUGACGAUUACAUGGAUCAGGUGGAGCCAGACACGUACUAUGAAGAGGAGGUUGCAGAACAACUGUCGCAAGACCAUCCGGAUGAUCUGCCGGUUAAGAAGUCUGCAUCGGACGAUGAGAUUGAGUUGGAUUUGGAAGAAGACGAAAAUCAAAGUGAAGAGCUGCCUGAAGCUGAGGCGCCUGAAGACGAAGGCAAGAAAGCCGAGCUUCAGUUUGUCAAUGUUACCGAAAGAUAUUACACGGUAAAGAAAAGAAACGUUCUGGAAAGAUCUCCACCCGUUAAGACCGUAAAUGUAACGAAACAACGAGCAACAGAAGUGCGAAAAAAUCAAACGAUCAGGCAAUCCCCGAAACCUACCACACUGCGAAUAGUACCUCAAAAGAAUCAGUCAAGAUUGAGCGAAGAACAAAUGAAUAAAUUCAGGACACGUUUGGCCAUUGCCAGCACACCGAAACAAACAGCUGUGGUUAGGAAGGAACAAGACGCAACAAAAUCUCCUCCUCGGAAAAGUGAUCAGACUGCACCGCAAAAAGAAAAGCGAGAUGAGAACUCAAUUCCACUGUUGCAAAAGUCGGUCACCAUCGUGAAGACAUCACAGCAGGUAAAGCAUCGCGCAGGAACGUCGACGUCUCUUCAGAAUACCCCGCGACAGGAAAGCGAUGCAGCCGUGCCGGAAGAUCAAGGAUCGUGCCAUUCGUUCGGUGGCGGACAUGUCUACCCACAGGAAGCGCCGCGAUUUGUCGACCACAAGCUCCAGUACACGAAGGCCGUCAUCUCGCGUCCAGCUCCGGAGUUCGAAGCUACAGCCGUGGUGGAUGGUGCCUUCAAGAAGAUCAAACUUUCGGACUACCGUGGCAAAUACUUGGUGUUCUUCUUCUAUCCGCUCGAUUUCACCUUUGUGUGUCCGACGGAAAUUCUUGCCUUUUCCGACCGGGUGAAUGAGUUCAAGAAGCUGAACACGGAAGUGAUUGCGGCCAGCAUCGAUUCUCACUUCACCCAUCUCGCCUGGAUCAACACUCCGCGAAAGGAGGGUGGCCUCGGUACGAUCAACAUUCCUCUGGUGAGCGACAUCACGCACACCAUCUCCAAGGAUUACGGUGUGUUUUUGGAUGAUCUGGGCCAUACCCUGCGUGGAUUGUUCAUCAUUGACGAUCGCGGUAUCUUGAGGCAGAUUACCAUGAAUGAUCUACCAGUCGGUCGGUCCGUCGACGAGACGCUACGAUUAGUGCAAGCAUUCCAGUACACGGAUAAGCACGGAGAAGUUUGCCCUGCUGGAUGGAAACCAGGCCAGGAUACGAUCGUACCGAACCCGGAAGCAAAAAUUAAGUAUUUCGAGAAAAAUCAUUGA
Molecule: messenger RNA, 1950 nt
Organism: Anopheles marshallii
Lineage: Eukaryota; Metazoa; Arthropoda; Insecta; Diptera; Culicidae
Exons: 4
Coding region: 1-1950 (649 amino acids)
Biological process (GO): cellular response to stress; response to oxidative stress; hydrogen peroxide catabolic process
Cellular component (GO): endoplasmic reticulum; cytosol
Molecular function (GO): thioredoxin peroxidase activity
Source: RefSeq, a predicted model, not a curated record